CGCGCGACCUUUCGCUCCCGCGUCACCCCCCGCUCGACUUUUCAUCCCCGAAGAGCGUCAUGGGACUCCUCACCAAGCUCGUCGGCGUGUCCAUCAAGCAAGGCGUGCUCAUGGCCAUCAUCGCCGCGCUCCCGUGGUGGUGGUUUGGCUACGCGGGCCUGACCGAGGCGGACCUCGAGAACCCCGCGAAGUUCGCGGAGGCGUCCGUGAUGAUGUCGUUAGGCCUCGUCCUCUUCGUCGGCGGCCUCGCGUACCGCGGCCUCCCCUUCGACCUCAUCCCGGACUGGAUCCCGCUCUUCGGGAAGCUCGACGACCUCGCCGCGGGCGGCGUCGCCGGCGCCGGGUGCGCGAUGAUGUACUUCGGGUGGCACUACGGCACCGGGCCGAAGCCCACGGAGGCGAUCGCGGUCGCGAACGCGCUCGCGGUCGCGAACGCGCACCUCGCGCCCGCGAAGAAGGCGGCGAUCGCCGCGAUCAAGGCGUUCUACGCCGUCGCCAAGCCGAUCGUCCAGCAGCUGGCGCCGCACGUGGAGAAGGUGUACUCGGAGAAAGCGCUGCCGCUGAUCAACGCCGCGCGGGCGAAGAUCAUGAGCGGGGCGUACGAGGAGUACCUCCUGCAGCUCGCGGCGAACAACCCGGGGUUUUUCGGUAAGUUGCUGGGCGCGAAGGCGGCGUGAGGGCAGCGCGACGCAAACUUUUUUCUGUUCGUCUGGCGCCACGAGUUGUAAAUGUAAUUUAUGAAUGAGAGAACGAUGAGAU
Micromonas pusilla CCMP1545 is the source of this 759-nucleotide messenger RNA. RefSeq lists its product as uncharacterized. The coding region runs from base 60 to 677 and encodes 205 amino acids. The record is from RefSeq and is a predicted model, not a curated record. Lineage: Eukaryota; Viridiplantae; Chlorophyta; Mamiellophyceae; Mamiellales; Mamiellaceae. The transcript is spliced from 3 exons.